This is a messenger RNA of Leptosia nina, 1674 nucleotides long. The record is from the annotation of a GenBank genome assembly. NCBI's taxonomy places the organism in Eukaryota, Metazoa, Arthropoda, Insecta, Lepidoptera, Pieridae.
AUGUGUAAGCCGAGUUCUAAUAAUAGAAAAAAAACAAUAUUGCAAGUGACUAUGUCUGAAUCUGCAAAGGAUGAAUCUAUUGCAACUGAAGAACCUGGACCUGGUGAUGUAACAAACAUGUUUGCGAGUGUCUGGGUCAAGGUGGAAGUGGAAUCUGAAUCUGGACAACCUUCUCCUUCAUCCCCAUCAAUGUCUCCUCCUUCACCACCAUCGCCACCAUCACCCCCAAAAACUAGAAAAAAGAAGUCGCAAAAGAAGAAUAAAGAAUUACUUAAAUGUGCAACCUGUGAUUACACAACUAUUCAUAAAAACUGUCUAAAGUAUCACAUAGUGGGUCAUGAGAAUAAAUUGCUUACAUGCGACCAGUGUGACUACAGCACCAAGUACCCUAAUUCGCUAAAUAGGCACUGCAAAGUACAACAUGCCACCUCACCAGAAGAAACCAAUAAGCUGACCGUUUACAAGUGUGAUUUUGAAAACUGCGAAUAUGUCACGUAUUACAGGUGGAAUUUAAACGUACAUGUAAGGAAGCAUAAACUUGAAAAACAACACAAAUGCACUAAGUGUGACUAUCGGACUGCUUACAGACACAAUCUAUUCAAACACAGCAAGAGUCACAAUGAAGGGAUGUUCUUCAAGUGCGAUAAAUGCCCCUUUGUCACAAAAUAUGAGGGCCACAUAACGCGACAUCUAGCUAAGAUCCAUAAUGAGGUCUCCGUUGGGGCAUUCCGGUGCGAUAUGUGCGAUUUUUCAACUAAGGUUCGGUGGCGACUCAACACACACAAGGGUAGAAGUCGACAGGCACAUACUUUGAAAUGUGAGCACUGUGAUUUCACAACGCAAUAUAUGUGUGAACAUAAAAAACAUAGGGAGACCCACUUCAGUGAAAUAUACGGCAAUAAGGGGGAGCAGAAAGAUGUGGUCCCGCCACCUUUAAGAGAGUCCAUUCCAUUUCCCGAAGAAGAAUCACACCGUGAGCAGUAUGUAGUAGAUCCAAACUGCCUCGAUUGGAACAGCAUUCAAGUGUUAGAGUCAGAGGACAAAGAACGGCCCUUCAUGUGCCUAAUGUGCAGUUACACUUCAAAAUUCAAAGCAGCAGUUCAAAGGCACUUCCAACGCCAUCACACAGGUAGCCACAACAGACCAUACAAAUGCUGCAAUUGUGACUUCUCCACUAAGACUAAAGACCAAAUUGCACUUCACAACAAAAGGAGCAAGUCCGACAAGCUGCAGUACUGCCCCAUGUGUGAAUUUACAACCUUCUAUAAGUGUCAAUACGUGAUGCAUCAAAAGAGCCACUAUUCAUACAAGUGUAACAUAUGUUCGUACACUUGCAAGCAAAAGUAUGAUCUACAGAAGCAUUAUACAGUGUUACAUAUGGGUAAAGGGUUGAAGUGUAGUUACUGCGAGUAUGUAGCUGCUCGGAAGGAGAGUCUGUUGUGCCAUGAAGCCAUUCAUACCGGGAAUAAACCUUUUAAAUGCACUCAUUGCAAGUACAGCUCGGUUAGAAGGUCACUGCUGGAUGUUCACGUGAGGCGCUACCAUUGUGAUCAAAAGAAAGAUGUCACUAUUGUCAGUGAUGAUAAGAUUGAGUCUCUAAAGGUACCGUUACCGGAGCUCAUCAAUCAGUACAAAGAUAUUAAUGAGUCUUACUCGUUAACGGAGCAACAGUGA